AUGGCAUAUCUAGAUUAUUCGAAUAACAGCAGAACCCGUCAAUUGAUGUGUAUUCGAAUCAUAGAAGCAGGUAAUCAACGAUAUGCUUCUAUUGGUGACAUUGUUGUUGCUGUAAUCAAGGAAGCGGUACCAAAUAUGUCUUUAGAAAGAUCAGAAGUGAUUAGAGCUGUAAUUGUACGUACUUGUAAGGAACUUAAACGUAGCAAUGACAUGAUAAUACAAUAUGAUGAUAAUGCUGCGGUUGUCAUUGAUCAAGAGGGAAAUCCAAAAGGAACUCGAAUUUUUGGUGCAAUCGCCCGCGAAUAUGCCUCAUGCAAGCUGCAUCCGGGUUCGAAUCCCAGCUGA
Molecule: messenger RNA, 345 nt
Organism: Arachis stenosperma
Lineage: Eukaryota; Viridiplantae; Streptophyta; Magnoliopsida; Fabales; Fabaceae
Product: 50S ribosomal protein L14, chloroplastic-like
Exons: 1
Coding region: 1-345 (114 amino acids)
Biological process (GO): translation
Cellular component (GO): ribosome; cytosolic large ribosomal subunit
Molecular function (GO): structural constituent of ribosome; large ribosomal subunit rRNA binding
Source: RefSeq, a predicted model, not a curated record